AAUCUCUCGAACGGUUGGGUCCCUCGUGUGAAUCAUUCGUCGUUUUAUUGCUCUCUGUUUUGUGCACUUUUCAAGAAUGGCAGACGAAAACUCCGGGACUGACACUGCUUCACCGCCAACUCCCGGAACGACACGAACACGAAAAAUGCGUCCUGAAAUACAAAUAUAUCGUCCAGGCAUGAUGCGUAAGGGGACGGACGUGACUGCGAAUGGACCACCACCAAGCGAUGCAAAACCCCCAGAACCACCUACUACACGCAGGCGUUCCCCUCGCAUUUCUCUUGACAUCAGUGGAGCAGGAAGAAUCAUCAGUGAAAAUAAUCAUAGAAGACGUAGCAAUGACACUGAGUCUGUCCAUUCUUAUCAUGGUGAUUCUGGGAGUACAACACCAGAUGCGGCUUCUAUGUGUAGCGAUCGGCGAGAUAGUUUCGGAAAAAUUCCGGGAUCGCGAACGUUUACGCGUGGUGGUGGUGGAAGAGGAGGAGCAUACUCAGAAAACAGGCAAGUAUACCAUGCUGGACGAAACGAUAUUUCAAAUUCGACUUCGAGUGGAAAAAGAAAUACACGAGAUUACAGUAAUAAGAAUUCACGACAGGGGAAUCGUGACGGUUACAACGAACGAAACACGAAUACCAAAUACUCUUAUAAUUCUACACAAUCACUAUAUGAUCCCCAACAACCAGGAGGUUAUCUAAGUCAUCAACCAACUUUCAAUAGAAGACGAGGGAAGCCGGAACAAGGCAGAGCUCCAUCACCGAUGCGAUUCAAGAGAGCGCAACUGCAACAGAAUGAACGUGCAUCAAUGCGUGCUGAGGCUGGACAACGACGGAAUGUUGGGAAUCGAAGACGAAAUGAUUCUAUGAACAGCACCCAAAGUGAAUAUGUACCGCAGUAUUACGACCGAUUACGCAGUGAUACUCAUUCGGAAACGCAAAGCGUGUCCGGUGAUGGGCCAGGGUCAUCGUCGUUGUCCUACAUGCAGUUGUGCCAGUCAUUUGAAUCAAUUGGAUCUUUUGAUUGGAGUCAGGAAGUAGAAUCGGAAUAUAACGCUAAGCAUGGAGAUGAGCAUGAGGAAGGCAGUGAUUGGGAUCGGGAGAAGUCAGAAAAUCGUAACAUCCAUAACAACUCACCUGCGAAUGAUUAUUCCCAUGGCGACUAUUCCCAUCCCCGACCAAGACGUGGUUUACUAAGGAUACCCAUCGGACUGAGAUCUGAUAGGGACAGGGAUGGACAUGAUAGCGAUCAUUCCUCCUCGAUACCGGGCAGUAUAGUUGAAGAAGAUUAUGAAGCUGAUGAUAUUUCUAGCGGAGAUGCUACACCAACAGAAGAUAGUGGAGAUGAAAGGCAUUGGACUAGGCAUAGGGAGAUAAGAAUGCCCAGAAUAGCCCGGAACAUAACCAACAAGGCGAACUACAAUGGCUCACCAUCCCGGCAAGAGACGAAGCCAAGUCGCUUGGCUGGUCGAUUGACGAUGGAGCAGACCACAGUCGAACCUCGCGCAGAGGAGACAUCCAUGCCUGCUAGAAGUCGCCCAGUACCUCGCGGAGAAGCAAUUCGAACAUAUGUUCCGCCAGCGAAACGAGCAGCCGAGCGGAACGAUUCCCCCAAAACGAAUGCGGACGUGCGAAACAGUGUGGCUACAAAUUCUACCAGUGUAAAAGAAGAAGAAAUGCAACCUGCUUCAACAUCUCAUCAAUCAUCUCACAAUGCUCAACCACGUCAAAUGACAGAUUAUCCGGUGUAUCAUGAAAUCGCCAGCAAUGAAGGACCAAAAAUGCAAAAGAUCAACGACACAAUCACAUCAUUACUCGCACAAGUGCAAAAAAGAGAUACAAGAGCAGCUGAAAAAGUUGUUCAACUAAGCGCUGAGCUGGCAGAAAUCUAUUAUGGAGUCCUAUUACGUGACAUAUUCUUCACAUUUACUAUGAAUCUGGAGCAGCAUCUCUGGAAACAAGCAUUCUAUAAGCCAAUCGAAGUAUUCAAGACGGUAGUGAAUUCCCCAAAAGAAAAUACAAAAGUUUUCCGAGGAAUUCUGUUGGCAUUACUCACAAAGGGAAUUGCUUUUUACGAACGUCUUAUUGAUCAUUACCAGAAAGAGCUAAAUGUUGAUUUGGACAAAGCUAUGCUGGUACCAUCACUUCUUCACGAAAAUGAUUUUUGGAAUGUGAGAGAUUAUUUAAGUAAUGCUGAGAAUGGAGCAAGCAAGCAAAGGGUAGCUGUAAAGUCAUGUUCACGGCAUUUGAUAUGUAUGGGGGAUCUUAAGCGUUACAAGACGCUAGUCGAAGGAAGCGAAGACUAUAGCGAUGCUAAACUUACUUACUCGAAGUCAGCCUUAUUAUGGCCCUCAUCAGGGCAUUGUUACAAUCAACUUGCUGUCAUUGCUUACUUUUCGAUGCUGUACCGAAGCAGACGGCGUGCACGUAAUACACCGCUCGAGAUACUCUCCAACAGACGACAGGGUCAUGCGUUGGAUGAGAUCUACUAUUGUGUGAGGGCUUUGUCAGCUUGCCAUCCAUUUGAGGCUGCGCGAGAUCGCCUAUAUGCACGUUUAGCGGCUAUGAAACGAAAAGUCGACAAAUAUGAACCUCUCUUGGAUGCUGAGUGCGGUGAGGUACACGAAGAUGCAGAGUUAGCUGCAAGUGCUGAUCGACCCUAUGAAAUCUGGCUUGACAUGGAAGGACCAAAUAUUGAGUCAGCUGAUGAUGGGGCUCACGUAUUUCGAUCAUUUUUGGAUCAGCAACCUAGCAAAUUACAUCGCCGUGCUAUAUCUUACAUAAUCAGCACUGUUGGCUUGCUGAUAACUAAAAUUGGGAUGGAGUCAUUUCCAAGCGUAUCUGAACGUGCCAUCGGUCAGCUGGCUGCACUCGUGGAACAAGAUUCGUCCCCAGUCACAGCUGCUCAGCUUACCCAAAUUGCUUCUCUUUUCAUCUAUGCUGUGCAUUGUAACGGAAUUGUUGGUGAUGCUGACAUAUGUAGCGUGCAACAACAACAAGCUGUACGAGCUCUUGUUAGCAUAUUUGGUGCCUAUCUGCGUCCUAUCGUAAUUCGACUGGAUGAAGUUCGCUCAUGGAUCCAAGGCACCGCUCCAGUACCAUCUGUGGUUGCUCGUGUACUACCAGCCAUCUGCGUCUUGUGUGAAUGGUUUUCAUGCCCGCUGGCAUCAUCUAUUUAUCGAACCAUGCCUUCUGUAGAAGCAUUGCCAAUGUCAAUAGUUGAUAUCGAUACUUGGCAUUUCCUAGCGAAAAUAGCAAAUGAGUUGAUGCAAUGGCAAGAUAGUGGCAUGCUAGCGAGGAUCGAAAAUAGUGAAGCCUCCACUAAGUCCUUCAUGCUACCUGAGCUGGCAUAUAUGGCAUCUUUCUCGAAUGUCUUCCCUCCGUUCCCUCGCAUACUGCACUGCACACUUCCAGCAGAUUGUGGAGAGCAGUUGAUUCCGCUUCAUCUAAGGCUAGCCCAGCUCAUGUUGGCCGCAGAAUAUCUGGACGGUUCGGAACUUUCCUGUUUCUAUUUUUGUGAGAAGACAGGGAAAUUUAUGAGGAGUGAGCGAGUGGAUGGAGAACAUCUGGAACAUCCAAGUGGUUUGACCAACCAUCGUGAUGAGGUAAGUAGUGCAAAAGAAUCGGAGGCUUCAGCAACACCGCUAACAAGGGAAGAGCUGAUAGAACGGGAGAUUCGAAAACAUGAGCAAUUAUUAGUUGUACGGCCAUUGUAUAUCGUCAUUGACACUAACGCUUUUAUCGAUCAGCUAACAGCAAUCCAGAAGAUCCAACAAUGCGAAAGAUUCCGGAUACUCAUCCCAACCACAGUAAUGGAAGAAUUGAUGGAAUUACAACAUGGCGAAGUACAUAGUAUCCAUGCAGAAGCAGCUAUAGCAGGAGCACGACAAGCUAUGACUUGGUUACGAGAACAAACGCGGCUGAAAUGCCCUGGAAUGUUUACGCUGACGAUGCGUGGACGACGCGUGCCGAUUACGGUAGUGCGAGAAGAAUCAGCGGACGAUCGUGAAUUGGUGAACGAUGACCGUAUCCUCCGGUCAUGUGUGAACUUCACACAACUUGAACCUGCGCUGGAAUCCACCUUCGCAGAUUUCAAAAAGCCGCAGGGUCGAGACACGCCAAUCAUCUACCGUAACCUGAUCUUAUUGACAGAGGACCGUGUGUUGAAUAUGAAAGCGAUGACCGAGCACAUACCGUGCCGAACGAUGACGAGAUUUAUGAAAUGGGCCAAAAUUAGCUAGCUAGUUGUAUGUGUGUGUGUAUCUGCCGAAACUACUUCAUAUUUGCUCAGUGCAGGGAUGAACACGUGCGCGCAGCGCGCGCACCGCACCGCGCCAGUGUCGCACUGUUCUCUCCGAUCCCACAUUUAUGUACUAUCCCUCGUUCGUAUCUCAGUGUCUCUAUAUGUGUGUAGUACAUAUUUGAUACUCUCCUUACAGUACAUACGCGCGAAUGAUUGUAUGUUGAUUGAUGUAUUGAUUUGGUUGAUUGAUGUGUAUUGAUUAGUGUGUAUUUGUCACUAGAGCCUCUCACCUAAGGGAUAGCAGCAGUGCCAAAAGAAGUACUAUAGUAUGAAUUACUCUGUUAAUUCAGUGCAAAUCGACAAACGAUGUGGAACGGGUAGCUUGGCACGAGAAUAUUUUCUCUACUGUGCGCUUAGAAUACGAUAUCUGUAGUUUUCUGUAGUUGUUGGAAAACACGUGAAUGUGCACACGUGUGUGCUAGGCUGGUACGAGAUCCGGCAACCCGCCAUCGGUGCGCGCCACUGCUUUGCUCGAGAUCUUUUAGUGUGUGCGAUUGUGCGUAUUGUAUUGCUCGAUAUACACAAUGUGACUGUGGUGAGAAACGGUUGAUACUUGGAUGCCUCAUUAUAGCUCCUUCACGAUCUGUUGUUCCCUUGAAUGUCAUUGAAGGAGUUUUUUUCAUUGUUUCAAUAAAGACUUAUUAUUUA
Cylicocyclus nassatus is the source of this 4944-nucleotide messenger RNA. Lineage: Eukaryota; Metazoa; Nematoda; Chromadorea; Rhabditida; Strongylidae. The record is from the annotation of a GenBank genome assembly.